Messenger RNA from Lingula anatina, 3280 nucleotides. RefSeq lists its product as uncharacterized. NCBI's taxonomy places the organism in Eukaryota, Metazoa, Brachiopoda, Lingulata, Lingulida, Lingulidae. The record is from RefSeq and is a predicted model, not a curated record.
UGUAAAGACUGGAGCAACUGACAGUUCUGGCCAGACGUUCCUUUGCAAUAUUCAACAAAAAUUGAGACCACUACUGAGGUUGUCUUGGAAACGGCCAAUUAACCUGACAGUCAGACUGUAUAUGUCUAUUUAAUCGCCGUUUUUAUAAGGUUUGUUACUCUAUUCGCUGCCGAGAACACUGCUGACAACAAAAACGGUCAAUAUCUAGAGCUUUUGAUCGAGUAUCUUUCUGAAAAUUUUGUCGGUACGAACUCCAUCGACAACGCUUUCUGGAUAUAUGCUGUGAAGUGUGGUUCCCUCCGACUGGCAUGGGCAUGGGUAUGGUUAAGAAGAUCUGGUGAUUGACCUUCCGUUCCUCUAGGAAAAGAAGAGAAUGCUGCGUGCGUACUUGACAAGCGGCUAAGAAAGCUUGUUACAACAACACUGAAAACCUCGGAAAACUCGAAGUGGUUUUGACAUAGCGGCAACCUUACUGAAACCGACACGCUCAAAUACUGCUUAUUUCACGUGAACGGACUGUUUUUGCCUAGGUACGACUUAGUUAUGAGUUAAGAGUGAUUGUCGUGCUGGGAUUGACAAACGCCCUGCAGUUUUGACAGGCGCACGCUGAACACAAUAAAGUCACAAACAAAACGGACCUUUUUUCUUUAUGCAGUCCACCAUCUUUGUGGCUUCGGUGGCACCUGCAGCUGGCAAACUAAACUAGCAACAUCCAGAAGCUUCAUCAAUCCCAAGACUCGUCAUCAAGUUUCUACACUACACAUAUUAAUAUCCGGCCUUGGACGCGACACAGCUGCGGAAUCAGUAAACACCGGCUAAUCACUUUUUGGUGUUUUCAUAUUGAUUAUGACUGAAUAUCAGAAUUGACUUUGUUCUUGAACUGGUGUGGGUGGUUUAGGUGUUAGGUGCGAUAUCGCCUAGACUUGCAUUCACGAAGCCAGCUUCUAGGGUGACACAUUUUAGUGAAGAAAGAACAAUGUCGUAUUCCACUUUUUUGCCGUCUACUAGUAACCAUUCAUCUCCAGAGGAGGAGGGUUUGGAAACCAUGCCAGGACAUCACCUUAAACAUUUAUUUCGUAUUUUCGUAAAGCCAGAAGUGGACGCCAUUUAUUUGUGGCCAACGGCGAGGAUACUUUUUCCUUGUAAGCUGUUUGUAGAGAUACUUGGAUUGUUGGUUCACAUCAUUGGAAUGACAGCGCUGUGCUUUUUGAAGAAACCCUUAAAACUGUAUCACUUGCUUCUUAUAAACAUGGCGGCAUCGGGCUUUUUGAUCUUGUUCGUGUCAUUCCUGAAUUCUGUCAUCGUGCUCUGGCAGCAGACGACUGUGUCGCAGACCACCCCUGUCGCCCCCCGAUGGCAUCAGUUCCAAUGCAGCGAUGACGUCAUUGCUGAUAUAUUACGUCACGUUCACCUUGUUCCACUUUUCGCCAUUUCUGGCCUCAUCAUCAAUCAACAUGUGGCCGGAACAGCGCAAAGUAUGUACCAGUUUGUGGUCAACCGAACCAAAAUUGUGUCUGGGAUAAUUGGAAUUUAUGUUUACACCGUCGUGAUUUAUUCAAUAUUUCAUAUUAUUUAUUCAAACGUGUACUCAUAUGAGGACUGUUUCACGCGAUACAAUGGCCCGUACAUCAUGGCCUCCAAUUGGUAUCUUGGUACCCUCUCCGUGCUCGUGGCAGUCAUAGACUGCGUUCUUCUCUUUCGCCUUUGCCGCCAGUCGAGGAAACUACUCAACGCCAGACGACCCAAAAAUGAAAAAGUCAUACAUGUUGUACAAGUCGCCGAAUUUGCCGAUUUGAAAAGUUUGCACGAAUUUAACAUCACUGUUGCGUGUCUGUUCGCAGUGAUGGCAAUAUUUUAUUCCCCGAGCGUCAUCGUAUUUCUUGUCAUAGGCAUGGUGACAAGUAGCGGCGGGCGGAUAGAUGCCUAUCUUGUCAUUGCGCAGACGACUGGCUGCUUCAUCGCCGCCAUUACGUCUGUGCUCGUGCCAUUAGUGUGCGCACGCAGGAUUUGUGACGUCCAAGAUGGUUACAUAUCUCUCUGGGGGGAACUCCGCAGCGUCUUGACCCGCGAAGAACAUGUCCCAAUGGCUGUAGAAUCGGCCUCAGCGGACCGUGAGAUAGAAGAGACGCUCUGUUAAUGGUGCUUUAACUGUCUGAUAAAUUCAUACAAUGGCUUUGUUACAAGUUGCUCCAGUAGAGUGAAACCUUGGAAACUCACUGCACGUAAAGAUGAAUAUAUACAGCCCAAGUCAAAGAAAAAGGUGAAGACUAUAUCUGUUAAUAUUCCCAAACUCAGAGACGAAGAUCUGAAUAAUUAUCAAGGGCUCUCUGAAUAUAAGUGAACAAAAUUCUCAUUUCAAAACUGAGAAAAAUUGACAAAAUUUUUCAAAUGAUGGUAAGCGGUUUUGUGUUGCCCCGCACUCUUGGACGUGACAUUUAACCCAUGUCAGUAACAAAAUUGUAUAUCAUUCCUUAUAAUAUCCCCCUAUUAUUAUUUUUUUAAAAUUAUUUGCGUUCUCCUGUACUCUUGGGCGUGAUAUUUUACCCAUGGAAGUGACAGUAUUGUAUAUCUUUCUUAAUAUCCCCCAUUUUCUCCAUUUCAUCGACUGUCUUUUUAGAAGUCAACUCUUUCAAAAUAUUUUUACCAAUUUAGUCAUUUUACUUGGUAUCUACAUAUAAAUUCGUAUAAAGGCAAAGGUGCACUUGUCGUGGUAAAGCUGAAAUAUUGACCAGUACCUGGACAAAUUUCCAAUACUUUACAAGUCCGGUUUUAAGCAACAGAUGUUUCUUGUAACAGAGACUCUAGUUCCCAUUAGAUGCAUAUAGGUUAGUGUGAGCAUGACGUGACCGUGUUCAAAUCCAGGACGCGAAAGACCUACAGGUACAAGUCGAUGGAGAGCCCGUGUAACGUGAGAGAGUCCCCAAUGAUCGAGUCCGUUUCCCAUUCACUUGUACAGGUAAGCCCCGCCCUAGAUUUUGUCCCACUUGGAUAAGGUUAACCCUAACCAUGAAAAAGAGGGCGGACUUUCUGUUACACUGACCCUCAGUUUCGUUACCCAGGACCUGUGUCACAGAGAACUUUCGUAUAUGGCACGGAUCCACUAUUCUGGCAUUUGGCACGGAACCAGUGCAUAUACAUAUUGCAUGUCCGAUUUCACUUUAAAAUGUGAAUACUUCAUCUUUAAACAUUUUCAAAUAUCAGACAUGAGGCAUAUCACUGUUGGGGUGUAACAGAAGACAACGGAAUAUAACUGUCGUUUAAUUAACAAGUAGGGCCUACA